CUUCUGUGUUGUUUUAACUUUAAGCUCUUAUGAAAUACAAGGAAUUUGAAGUGUAAACUUCAAGAAAAAAAACUCCCAAAAAAAAGGUGAAAAACAAGAGGUGAGAAUCAAUGAUGACAAAUGAUUCUUUAACAUCAAAAUGGAGAGACAAAAUAAUGGAAGGAGCUGAAGGUUUGAGGACUGUAGAGUGUUUAAGAGGUAGACUGCUUGCUGAAAGAGCAGCUUCCAAGGCUGCUAAUGAUGAAUCUGAACUAAUUACCAAAAAGUUGAUUGAGCUAGAGAAGCAGUUGAAAAUGGAGAUCAGGUCAAGAAACAAAGCUGAAAAGAGGCUGAGAUUCUUGAUGAAAAAGCUUGAUUCUUUGAACAUAUCAUAUGUUUCAGCAGAUGAAUAUUCUUCAAGUAUUUCUGAAAAAAGUGAGAUUUCAUCUGUUUCAUCUUCUAAAUCUCAACCUGAUCAGUCCAGUCAAAAAGAUGGUGAUGAAUAUGAUCUACAGAAAAAAGACAAUAAUGGGUCAAGAUCCUUUGUUAUGCGUGACAACGAUGAUAAUGUAGAACGUGAUCAAGGUACAUAUCAUAAUGUUGAUAACUCUAUGGCAUUGAUUAAGGUCGAAGAGAAAUCGAUUACGUCAACUAGAAAUGAUGAACAUGAUGAUGAUAUAUGUGACAACUCCAUGGCAUUAGUCGCGGUCAAUUCGACGAUGAAAGAAGAGAAUAAAGAUUGUCCAAUAUCAAAUGGUAAUGUGAAAGAUGUACUUGAUGCUUUAAGGUAUGCUAGAGAAUGCCUUCAAACUUCAAUGGACAUGAGAAGACAUAUGAAAUCAAAUAUUGUUCAACAUAGGCUUGAUAGGAUCUCAUGUUAAAUUUAAAGUAUUUAGUAAUUCUAAUACAUCAAGACUCUUCAUUUGUACAA
Messenger RNA from Helianthus annuus (common sunflower), 910 nucleotides. RefSeq lists its product as uncharacterized. Lineage: Eukaryota; Viridiplantae; Streptophyta; Magnoliopsida; Asterales; Asteraceae. The transcript is spliced from 4 exons. Bases 111 to 860 code for a protein of 249 amino acids. The record is from RefSeq and is a predicted model, not a curated record.